GUGGCAGUCGCCGUAUGUCGAGCGGCGGACUGGACAAGGGCACCGGCGACCCGCUGCAGGGUGGCGCCAGCGGCGGCUCCACGGCGUCCUACGCGCAGCCGACGGCACAGAGCGUCCACCGCGCGGGCGAGGUGCGGGAGCAGAUGGGCGAGGCGCGCGCAGUCUGGGAGCAGAACAGCAUCGCCAUGGUGGAGGGCACGCCCCAGGGCCUCCGCAAGCUGCUGAGGGGACAGUUCGGCACCUGCGUCUGUGGCUGGCGGAGGGCGCUAGACAGCCAGAGCGCCUACAGGCUCGGCGAGGUUGCCUUCGUCAAGGCGCUGCGGGACAUGGGCGUCCCCAAUGCGCGCGACAUCUUCUUCGACCUGGGCGGGGGUGACACUGGCCACGUGCAGCUGAAGGACGUAGACCCGGGAGGGGCGGCGCUGCUGGACAACUUCUACCGCUUCUUCACGCGGGGCGUCGGCCCGCUCGCGUCCUUGACGGCAACCGGCGAUUCCCAGCGGCUCACCCAGAACCAGUUUCUGCAGGCGUGCAAGGUGAUCCAGCGGCGCCAGGGCGAGUCGGGCGGGAUCGGGCGCGAGGGGCUCGAGGGGGUCUUCCGCGCGCUGCAGCUCGGCGGCAAGGCGGGCGUCACCGCCGCCGACCUCGCCUGGCUGGAGGACCUCUGCAACCCGCCAGAGAGGGCCGACCUCUCGGCGCGGCCCCUGUGGCAGCUGCGCCCGCAUGAGCAGAGCUCCAGGCCUGCUGCGGAGGUGCGGCCCAUGGUCAGCACGCGGGUGGUCGACAGGUUCUUGGCCGCCCUCCGCAGGAGCUUCGGCGGCGUGGUGCAGGCGUGGCGUCAACUGCUGGACCCCGCGGGGAAGUCCGACGUGGGCCUGGAGGGGCUGCAGGCCGCCUGCAAGGAGAUCGGCUUCGAGGGGAGCGUCGAGGAGCUCUGGCGGGCUCUCGUGAGGCCGCCCAGCCAGGCGCUGAGGCUGGACAUGUUAGAGCCGCUCGCGCCGGUCGCGCUGAGGACUUUCAUGCAGUGCUGCUGCGAGCGCUUCGGCUCGGUCGCGCAGGCCUUCCGGAACUGGAGCACGGCGAAAGGCCCGCUCGUGACCCUGAAGGAGUUCUACACCUUCUGCGACGAGGUGCGCAUGCCCAGGAACCAGCGCAUGCUGUUCGAGCUCCUGGACGCGCACGGCGCUGGCAUGAUGUCCAUGGCCGCCGUGGACUACAACUCGGCCGUGGAAGUAUUCGGCGCGGACGCGUGCCAGGAGGCCGAGGACAACCUCGCGGGGCUGGCCGAGGAGGCCGAGGAGAGCGGCGGCAAGGCCAGGGCCCGCAGGUCGCUGUGGGCCCAGCAGCGCGAGCUCUGCGCCGCCUCCCGGCGGCCGCCCGAGGAGCGGCGGAGCCGGCGGAGGGAGCUGACGCGGCUGCUGGAGGCACGGUUCGGCUCCCUCGUGCGCGCGUGGCACAAGCAGUUCGACAUCAAGGGUGCGGGGAAGAUCAGUCGCGAGGCGUUCUUUGAGGCGUGCGCGGCCGCCGGGUUCCACGGCGACCAGUCUGCUUUGUGGAAGGAGCUGAAGUUGGAGGACGGUUCUCAAGUCAAGUUCCGUGAUUUGGCGCCUGAGCUCGUCGGUGCGGCCGGGAGCUUCAAAGAGAUAGCCAACAAUAAGCUGGCCGAUUGGUGCUCGAGGCUGGAGGGCGAGUCGAAAGACCCGAAGCGGGCGUCGAAGUACGGAGCCAGUGUCAGCCGCGAGGAAUUCCGGGCUCUCUGUGUCGACCUCGAGUACGAGGGCGACGUGGACCAGCUCUGGUCCUGCUUCGACAUCGAGUGCGACGGCAAGGUCGACACGAAGGCGGUGCGCGCCUUUGCCGAGGCCAGGUCCGAAGAGAAGGCGCUGCCCCGCCUGCUCGCGAAGCACGCGGAGAGGAGGCAGGCCCUGUUCCGGAAGCAGCUGCAGGGGGCGAGGCUGCCGGCUCCGGCGGACGUCGCGGCCAAGCAGGACGAGCUGCGGCGCUCCGCGCGCAGGGCCCGGGCCGCGGCGGGCCGGGGCAGGUCCGCGCGGGAGGAGUUCCUCGCGUGGCUGCGCGCGCAGAGCGGCACCGUCACGAGGGCCUGGCGGCUGCUGCUCGACCCGGAGGACUGGGGCGACCUCGACGAGAGCGAGUUCGUGGGAGUGCUCUCGCAGUGCGGCUACUUCCGCCCCGAGGACGAGGGCUCCGACGACGACAGUCCUCCAGGGCACGAGCUCUUCAUGGCUGUGGCCCACAAGGUCAAAGGGGGGGGCGAGGGGGGCAAGGAGGGCGGCGCCGAGUGGCUCGUCUCGCUGCAUGACCUGGACCCCGGGUGCAGAGACGCGGUCGAGGAGUUCAAGACGCAGUGCCGGGCACGCUACGGGAGCGUGGUCCGGGCAUUCGAGGAGGUCGACCCCGACAGCACCGGCACGGUGAGCACCACGUCUUUCAAGGCGUGGUGCAUCGAGAUGAACUGCAGCAAGUGCCUGAAGCGGCUUCUGGACUACCUGGACGCGGGCGACGUCGGAGAGAUCAAGCUCGAGGACAUAGACGAGGACGCGGCGUCGCAGAAUCAGGAGGCCGCAGAUAAGCGCAGGCAGAUGGAGGACGAGUGGCGGGAGCAGGACGAGGAGAAAGGCAGGAUCCCGUUCAAGGAGCCGCCCCCCAUCGGCAUGCGGGUCGGCGUGGAGGCCCGCGCCGAGGAGCGGGCGGCGCAGGCGGGCCGCAGGGCCGCGGGCGCCGUGAGGCAGAAGCUGGCGCGCAAGUACGGGACGCUGCUCGGCGCAUGGCGCAAGUCUCUGAGCACGACGGGCAGUCGGUCGGUCGACAUUCACCACUUCGUCAGGGCGUGCGAGAAGGCUGGCAUCGCGCGAGAUGAGGCGACGAAAGCCUGGGAGGGCAUGGGCCUGCAGGACACCUGGAUGACUUUUGACACCCUUGAUCCCAGCAUGAGGAAAGGUCUGAGGAGCUUCAAGGAGUGCCUGAUCUCGAGGUACGGCUCCCUCAGGGCUGGUCUUGAUAUCGCGGACAAGAACCGUGAUCUAACUCUGAGCAAGCAGGAGUUCCUCGCGCUCUGCUACGACUGCCAGUGGAAAGGCAACGAGCAUCAGCUGUUCGAGUACCUGGACACCGCGCAGUCAGGCCUCGCGGACCUCUGCAGGGUCGACCGGCGGACAGGCCUCGAGGUGAAGAGGAAGCGGCAGGCCGAGGCCCGGGAGAGGAAGGCGAGGGAGAGGCGGAAGCUGAAGAGGGCGGCGGAGGAGGCGGCGGCCGCUGGGGCCACGGGCUCGAGGGCGAGGGCCGCCGCCAAGCUCCCGGACGUCGAGGGAGCGGCCUCCCAGGCACCCGGCGGCCAGCCCUCCCGACCGAGCCGCAGGCCCGCGGGGGCGCACAGCGCCAGCACGCUGAGCCCGGGCCCCUCGACGCGGACGGCGCUGUCGCUCCCCGAGAUGGCCAGCCUCGGCAGCCUGGGCAGCGCGUGCGCGGGGUCCCGCCCGCGCCUGGUCCGGCUGAGGAAGAUCCGCUCGCUGCCCGUUCUGGCGCUGCCGAAGCCCUCCUGGGAUCACCGGCAUCAUGUACCCGACACGCCAUUGAACAGGCUCGAGAACAUGGUCCAUCAUGCUACAUCCAUUGGUACACACAAAGACAGGCUGGCGCAUAACAUGGAUCUCUUGGAGCGGGAGCUGCCCAUCAAGGAUUGGAUACGGCAGCAAAUGGUGGCCAAGAGACGGCACGAAGAGCAGCUGAAACAGGCGGCGAGGGAUGAGUAUCCCAGCGACGACGACGACGAUUGGUGACGGCUCCAGCUUUGCGCUAGAUGCACGUUGCACCCUUACCUGACGGCUGUCACCACGCAUGAAGAGGGAGGCCGUCCCUUUCAACAUCUGCCUUCCGUUUCGCUCCCUUGGCAGUGGAGUUUGUUCAAGCACCGCCAGACUGGCAGCUUCCCAACACCCGCGCAGCCUCCAAACGGAGCUGCCGGGUGCUUGGCGCGCGUCGAGGCCCACAGCGGCCCGCGCGGGAGCAGGCCAGGCACCCGAGGUGACCAGAGGUCUUCCAGGGCCUGCGCCGUCACAUGCGCUCCGACGGCUCCGCGCUGGCGAACGGGCGACGCUGUCAGCAGAGGUGGGCAGGAGCCGCAGCAUGCAUCGAGGGGAGGGUGCACUCUCCUCCUGAGCCCCUGCCUUGAAGCAGUGGGCGCGGAGCUCGCCCAGGCCGUUGCCCCCCCCUUCAGCCCACGCGGGCUGGUCCUUGCAACGGGGAGGCCUCCGCGCGGGCACAGAACGCCUUGGCCCGGCCCCCUGGCGCGCGAUCUCGCGCGGCUGGCCUGCGCGCGCUGGCCGCCGCGCUCGUGCCGAGCGCGGCGCUCGAGGGGAGCGAGGCCGCGGACGAG
Molecule: messenger RNA, 4393 nt
Organism: Prorocentrum cordatum
Lineage: Eukaryota; Dinophyceae; Prorocentrales; Prorocentraceae
Source: the annotation of a GenBank genome assembly